CUUGCUGCGCCUGCCACACCACACACGUCUCUCUCACCUCCACCAUCCCUCACCUAUCAGCCGGCAUCGCAUGCCCGCAGCCACACUCGCCGCAUCGGCAGGGCGCGACGCCCGCAGCGGCAGCAGCGGUAGUGCUGUGCGCAGCGUGGCAUGUCCCUGCCUCAACGUGCAGCUCAGCCUCGUGCCGCCCGCCGCAACGGCAGCGUCUCGUCGCAGCAGCGGCGGCAGCGCCGCGGCAGCAGAGAGUACAGAGCAGCAAGAGACAGAGCAGCAGCAGGAGGAAUGCGUGCUAGCUGAGCAGGACAUACAGGUGCUCCUGCCGCAGCUGACGGCACGCGAGGGCCUGCCCGCAAGUGCGCCGCCCAGCGCGUCGGCAAGCAGCAGCCUCACCGCCGCUCCGCCCUCGGGCACCUCGCUGAUGCUGCGCUGCCUCGGCUGCUCCACCUCCGUCUACGCUGUGCCGCGGCCCGCGCUGCCGGCACCGGCGCGCAUCACAGGCUUCGCCAUUGGGCGCAGCGAGAGUCCGCGGCCCGCCGCGCCCGCCGCCGCCGCCGCGCCGGCGCAGGCAGACGCCAUUCUGCGGCCCGUCGACGGCGUCGUGCGCCUGUGCAGCGGCCUGCUCGACGAGGCAGGCAUUGCAGCGGCACGCCAGGCGGCGGACUACUCGGCCGCGUUCGGCAUGCGCGUCACCAGUCCGACAACCCCGCUGCCAGCAGGAGCAGCGCAGCUGCGCUCGCCAGCACGCAGCAGCGCCACUGCCGCCUCGUCACGCCUCGCAGUCACGCAGCCGUUUAGUCUGCCCGCCAUGCCCUCCUCGCUGCUCAUCUCGCCGCCCUCUUCUCCGGGCCCCGCGAGCAGUUCGAGUCUCAGCAUUGCGCUCGAGGCGCGUGCGCUCGAGACGCUGCGGUCUGCGCGUGCACGCGCAGAGGCGGCAGUGUACGAGACGCUGGCGCGCGAGCGCGAGAAGCUCGCGGCGCUCGAGGCACACAUUGUGCGCGACGCCGAGGCGCUGCUGGCGCGAGCGCGCCCCGAGGCGCGGGUGUCGACGCCGCGCGUCGCCUCGGGCGGCAACGGCAACGUCGGCGUGCUCAUGACGCGCACCGCCAGCGGCGGCAGCGAGAAGAACAGCACGCCGCGCCGCGAUGCCUAUCGAGCCCGAGGCGUCAGUCCGCUGCCGGAGCCGCCGACACUCUCGAGCACGGCCUUUGAGCGGCGACGCACGCCGCUGACCGAUGCCGCUGGUACCUCUGUGACAGCCUCUGGGUCCGUCGGCAGUCUGUCGCAGUCCGUCAGUGCGCUCUCUGCCUCCUUUGCCAUGCGCGGCCGCGACGCGCCUCUCACGGCGUCGCCGUCGGACUGGAUGACGAAGAAGCGGCUGCGCGAACGCUACCCGGAGGCAGACCACUCUGCGCUGACGAGUGCGGCGACGAGUGCAGCCACCAGCGCCGACACGUCUACCGCCAACUCGGAGGACGAAGACGAUGAGCGGGGACGCGCACGUGGGAGGGAACGCACGGCGAGGGAUCAGCAGGCUGCCGCUGCGCCGCCGACAUUGCUGCGCAGCGAGAAGGCGGGUGCUUCAGUGCAGCUUAUGCAGACGCCUGCUGCGGGUGAUGGGCGAACCAGUCGAGGCGAGGCGUGGACGAUCAACGAUGCAGAGCGAGAACGGCCCUCUGCCAGUGCGCGCAAGGAGCGACGUCAAGAAGCCGCGCCGGAGCCUGCUGCUGCACCGCAGCCUUCAGCUCGCGCCACGCCGCUCUCACCACCCCUGAAGUCUGCGCGUAAGGACAAGGAACGUGUGGCCGAGUCGUCUGCGACAUCUACCUCGCAGGCACCAGAGAAGAAAGUGGCGUUUGUGGAGACGCCAGUGGAGGUGGCGCCGCCGCCGGCAGUCGAGGAGCCGGCACCUGUCAAUGCCGACGAGGGCAAGUCCGCGGUGUUUGACAUCGACGAGGAGAUCGAAUUGGAUGUCGAUGACGGCGCCGCCGCACCAUCGACUGUCUCGGUGGGCGAGCGGGCACUGGAGCUUGACGGCUCGCUCGACGCCGACGACGCCGACUCUCCCUCGCGCUCCAGCUCGCCCGAAGAGUUCAACGCACCAGCGAGCAUGUCGGCCAUGCAUGCCGGCAGCUUCUCUGCGCUUGCUGCGGCGCGCCAGCUUGGCAGCAGCAGCGCUGCAACUGGCAGCGAGAAGCGCGAGCUCGAGGCAGACGAGCCGGAGUUUGAUCCUGCCAGUCUCCGUCUGCAGCUCGACGGCAGUGUGGUGCUCGACACCGAAGCGCUGGCGGAGCGGCGCAUCAGCAGCGGCGCAAAGCCGGCGCAGUCCCGGCUCGGCAAGACGCGCGAGGAGACGUCCAUUGGCUUCCGUGUGGCCGUGGGCGAGGCAGAGGCGCGCCUCAAUGGCCUCCUGGCGCCCAACGUGCCAAGUCACCGCGGGCUCGGCAGACAUACGGCGCGCAAGUAUGCGCUGGACGAGGAGGACGAUGGCUGGGCGGCUUGGCAGACGAGAGUGCGCACCCCCUCGCCUGCGCCCGACGCGGCGCUGCCGCUGGCCCGCUCCAUGCCCAUCGGCAUAGUCGUCUCGCCGCCGGGCGCCACGACGCCCGUGAUGAUGUCUGCCCGCGCGCCGGGCACCACGACGUUCCGCGACGAGACGAGCGGCUUUGACCUGGAGCCCAAGACAUCGCUGCCGUACCGCGAGAAACAGAUGACGCCCUCGCUGCGUCAGGCUCUGCGCCGCCGCGACCUGGGCGUGGGCGCUGCUGCGCGCUCGCCGCUGCCCGUUGUGGUGGACGAGCCGGAGAGCACGUCGGGCGAGAGCCGAGGCACGCCUCAGCCUACUCCCAAGCUGGCCGUCUCCGCGCCCCGAGACGCCGCGGCCAGCGUGCAGCGCGGCUUUGAGCCCGACAAGAAGACCAGCGAGGCGCCGCCCGCCGCCACGACGGCGCGCACUGCCGCAAGCGCAGCCGCCGCUGCAGCACUGCUCCCUGCGGCACCUGCCUCUGCGCCCGCCUCCGGUUCAGGCACGUCGACGCCUCUGGGUGGGCGACGCUCGCCUCGCCCGCCUUACGUGGCGCCUCCGCCGCCGCCGUCGGCGUCGACGGUGCUGGUUGCCGAUCCGAAGCAGCGGCCCGCGCCUCUGGCCCUCUUCGCUGGCCCGCCCGACGACGGCAAGGAGUAUGAGGAGGACGAAGAGGAGGAGCUGUCGUGGGAGAAGGUGCUGCAUUUCCAGCAUCGCCUCGAACGACUCAAGAUCAACCGCCGCACCGGCUGGCUGCACCAUCGCGUGCGCGACCCAGAGUGCAUCGCGGCGCAUAUGUACCGCAUGGCCCUGCUCGCCAUGCUGCAGCCUUCCGACUCGCUGGACAUUGGGCGCUGCGUGCAGCUGGCGCUCGUGCACGACCUGGCCGAGGCGGAGGUGGGCGAUCUGACGCCGCUGGACGGCGUGCCGGGCGAGGAGAAGCUGCGGCGGGAGCGCGAGGCGAUGCAGUACCUCGUGCACGACCUGCUGGGCGGCAGCCGCGCGGCACUGCGCAUCGAGGCGCUCUGGGAGGAGUAUGAGCGCAGAGAGACGAAAGAGGCGCGCCUUGUCAAGGACCUUGACCGCUUCGAGCUCUGUCUGCAGGCCGUGGAGUACGAGCGCUCGGACAACAUCACCGAUCUGCAGCCCUUCUUCACGGGCAGCAUUGCGCACAUUCGCAACCCGCUCGUGCGCAGGUGGGCCGCGCAGCUGGCGCAGGAGCGCCAGCAGCUGUGGGCCGAGCGCGGCAUGGGCUACGUGCAGCCUGAGGUGCGGGAUCAGGGUGGCGCUUGAUGAGCCCCAGCGUAGUCGACUCUUUCGAGAGGAGGAGCAAAUGCAAUCCUUGCUGGAGCUGCAAGGCUGUGCGUGCGGAUGCGGUCGAGGUUGGCGACGUGAAAGGCGCGCCUGCAGCAGGAACGCAGCGCCACAGCAGCAGUGACCAGGCAGGAGAAGCGACAGCCGCACCAGUGAAGGGGGUAUCGCGUUUGUCAUUGUC
This is a messenger RNA of Tilletiopsis washingtonensis, 4016 nucleotides long. RefSeq lists its product as hypothetical. NCBI's taxonomy places the organism in Eukaryota, Fungi, Basidiomycota, Exobasidiomycetes, Entylomatales. The record is from RefSeq and is a predicted model, not a curated record. Gene Ontology annotation, cellular component: cytoplasm. The transcript is spliced from 8 exons. The coding region runs from base 71 to 3814 and encodes 1247 amino acids. Gene Ontology annotation, molecular function: 5'-deoxynucleotidase activity.